Colletotrichum acutatum is the source of this 4854-nucleotide messenger RNA. Its product is annotated as SNF2 family domain-containing protein. Gene Ontology annotation, cellular component: chromatin; nucleus. Lineage: Eukaryota; Fungi; Ascomycota; Sordariomycetes; Glomerellales; Glomerellaceae. Gene Ontology annotation, molecular function: ATP hydrolysis activity; ATP-dependent chromatin remodeler activity; histone binding. Gene Ontology annotation, biological process: chromatin remodeling. Bases 1 to 4854 code for a protein of 1617 amino acids. The transcript is spliced from 4 exons. The record is from RefSeq and is a predicted model, not a curated record.
AUGGACGACCUUUCAACCGGUGCUGACGACAAUAUCACAAUAUCCCUGGCGGGAUCCCCGAGCGAUGCCCUAUUUGGACUGGACACUGCCGACUUUGAUCCCUCCCACGAGACAGAUCUUCGUGCCGAUGAGACCGAGGCGCAUGAGAAGGUUGCGGACGAGGACGAGGUUAUGCUUGACGACAGUAUAGCAGACGAAGAUAUGGAAGUCGCCCCGGUAGACGGCGUCUCGGUCCAGACAGAGGGUGACGACGCCGCUGCCGAGCCCGCAACUGGAGAGAUCGCAAAAACACCGCCCAGAACAGACUUUGGCGUCGAUGAACACAUUGCUUCCAUUGAGGCUGAUGAUACACACGAAAACGAGACGGCAAUAACGAGCGAACGGGUCGAUGGCUUCGCAAGUAUCAAGCCAGAAGAUGACAUAGAGCAGACGGUAUCGAGAUUUCGCCCCUGGAACUUCGAGAUAAUCCUACCGCACAUAUCCAUGGAGGAGCGCGCCAAGUACCUCUCAAUAAAGAGCGACGUCGUGGAUGAAGUUAUUGAAGAGGUACCUGGUGUCGAAGGCGAACUCUGGUACAGAGUCGAGCUCACUGAUGGACGACAAGAUACCAUUCCUUUCGACGAAUUGCUCGCGUAUGAAGGAGGCCAGUUAGCUCUUCAAACAUAUCAAGGCAUCAUGGCUCCAGACACCAGUCAAUGGCAAGACGAGUGGGAGGAGUCGAUCGCAGACUCUGACGCCGAUCUCGAUACAAAUGAGCUUGACGAAGAUGAAGCACCCCGUCAAUCUAAACGUCUACGAAGCUCGACAAAUCGCCGCACCCGCGAAGACUCCGAUUCCGACGAGGAUCUUCGGUCCCGCCGUUCCAAACGCCAGCGUACGUCUACAAGACCGAGCACGAGACACAGCUCAAAAGUGAUCUCAGACGAUGGGAUCGUUGACGAGGUUCCCCCACGAGGCCGGCAACUUAGAGAGCGGACUCAGAAACAGCUGAAAUUGACAAGCAUGGCCUUUGCCAGCAUGCCCUUGAGUCGGGACAAUGAUUUGGACGAGUUAUCUCAGGACCGCCCUCGCGAACAAUCUGACGACGAUGAUGACUUUCAAAUCAUCACCUCCGACCUUUUGCCAAAGCCCUCCUCGGCUAGGCGCAAGAAGUCACGGCGCCUUAGGGUCAAGGCAAAAACCAUCGAGCAACCCAGAUCUCGUGGCUCCUCAAUUGAGUUUGAGGAUCGUCGUCGGUCUGGCAGAUCCACGAGGAACAAGGGCAGCAUGCUUGAUCUUGCAUUGAUGGAUGAGGAAUCAUUCUACGUUGAAGAUACAGCACCCGUCAGCGUCCCGAAGGUCAUGAACAUCAAGGAAGUCUUCAAGCCAAUUGACCAUGACGCACCCUUCAAUCAAUAUCACUCCGACAUCUGCGCCACGUGCAAUACUGGUCCUGCUGCCAACAAAGGUCCCCUGAUUGGCUGUCAGGGCUGCUCCGUAUCAUUCCACAAAAGCUGUAUCGGCUACAGAUCUGCCAGAGAACACAUUGUCACCAAGGUCGGCGUGGACAAUUUUGUUCUACAGUGCAAGUUCUGCAUUGGAGUCUACGCCAAGAAGGACAGGAACAGCCCAAGACAUAGCCGGUGUCAAGAAUGCAAACUUUCCGGACGGUCAUGUGCGGCAUUUUCGUCCAAGAAAACCCCCAGACAAGAAGAGAAAAUUCGUCUCGAAAAUGGUGGUGAAGACCCUGUUACGGCAGUGGCUCCAUCAUUGGUCAAUAACGCCGACAACCUCUUAUUCCGCUGCACCAUGUGCAAGCGUGGCUGGCACUAUGAGCAUUUGCCAUCAUCACAAACGGACUCAGACGUGUCUGAUAUUCGCCAGCAGCGACUUGCUGAAUACUCUGUCGACUGGAAAUGUGUCGACUGCGGCACGGUAUCCGACAAGAUACAGACCUUGAUUGCCUGGCGGCCCCUGGGUAAAGCUUCACUCGAAUCCGGGAAGACCUACAGCGAUUUCAAUGAGGAUGAGAAAGAGUAUCUCAUCAAGUGGCAGGACAAGUCAUACUUCCAUUGUAGCUGGAUGCCUGGUGCAUGGCUCUUUCACAUUGCCGCGGGCGUGAUGCGCAACUCCUUUGCGAAGAAAGAUGCGGAUCAGAACUUGGCUUUGAAGUUUACCGAGGCCGAGGCAAUCCCCCAAGAUGCUCUCAUGGCCGAUGUCAUCUUUGAAGCCAAGGUGAAGGGAGGGAAAGCAAGAACGCUGGAAGAUGAGAUGGAGCGCAUUGAGAGCGUCGAUAAGAUCUUCGUGAAAUUCCAAGGUCUUGGCUACGACGAAACGGUAUGGGAUUCGCCGCCAAAGCCGGAUGCCGGCGAGAUUUACACAGCGUUCAAGGCCGCGUACUACGAAUAUCUCACUGGCAAGUACUUCACCAGCUCUACGAAUGCCAGAAUGAUAGAGCGCGUGAACAAUUGGAAGGACGAGGAAUUCGUCAAGUUGGCCCAGCAGCCCCCUGGUCUUCGCCGCGGCAAGCUGAUGGAAUACCAAAUUGAGGGCGUCAACUGGAUGCUAUGGAAUUAUCACAGUGAAAAGAACGCCAUUCUUGCCGAUGAGAUGGGACUGGGCAAAACGGUACAGGUCGUCGGCUUGAUCUCGACUCUGGUCCACGGCGACCCAAAGUGCUGGCCUUUCCUUGUUGUCGUUCCGAACUCAACCUGUCCAAAUUGGCGUCGCGAAAUCAAACAGUGGGCUCCAGACCUUCGAGUCGUCACUUACCAUGGUGGCAAGCAAGCGCAAGAGUUGGCGUACAAAUACGAGCUCUUUCCGCGCGGCUCCCAAGAUAUCAAGGCUCACGUUGUUGUCAUGUCAUAUGACUCUGCGCAAGACGAUCGCACGAAACAUCUCUUCCGUUCAGUUCAAUGGGCUGGCCUGGUAGUUGACGAGGGACAGCGAUUGAAGAACGACAAGAGUCUCUUGUACACGGCUCUGCGUUCCAUGCGCUUCCCCUUCCGACUCCUUCUCACGGGCACGCCACUGCAGAACAAUAAGCGGGAGCUUUUCAACUUGCUUCAAUUCAUCGACCCGACCCAGAAUGCUGCGAAACUCGACGAAGAAUUUCAGGAGCUCAAUGCGCAGAACCUCCCUGAAUUGCACGGUCGGAUCAAACAGUACUUUCUGCGGAGGACCAAAGCUCAGGUUCUCAAGUUUUUGCCUCCCAUGGCUCAAAUCAUCGUUCCCGUCUCUAUGUCGAUCCUACAAGAGAAGCUUUGCAAGUCAAUCAUCGCCAAGAGUCCCGAUCUGAUCAAGGCCAUCUUUGCAGACGACAAGGUCAACAAAAAAGACCGUGGCAGUCUGAACAAUAUUCUCAUGCAGCUACGGAAAUGUCUCUGCCAUCCGUUCAUGUACAGCGAAGCAGUCGAAGAGCGAACGGUUGACCAAACCCAGCUACACGAGAAUCUAAUUUCAGCGUCUGGGAAGUUGAUGCUUCUCAACAUCAUGUUGCCGAAGCUGAAAGAAAGAGGACACAGGGUUCUCAUCUUCAGCCAGUUCUUGAACCAAUUGGACAUCAUUGAAGAUUUCCUGAACGGUCUCGGCUUCCAGUAUCGACGACUUGACGGCAGUCUCAGCAGUCGGGAAAAGCAGAAGUACAUCGAUGACUACAAUGAGCCUGACUCUUCAGUCUUUGCAUUCCUUCUCUCCACAAGGGCUGGAGGCGUGGGUAUCAAUCUCGCGACUGCUGACACUGUCAUCAUCUUGGACCCUGAUUUCAAUCCCCAUCAAGAUAUCCAGGCUAUUUCGCGUGCUCACCGCAUCGGUCAGAAGCAUAAGGUGCUGUGCUUUCAACUCAUGACCAAGAAUUCAGCAGAGGAGAAGAUCAUGCAAAUUGGCCGCAAGAAGAUGGCUCUCGACCAUGUUCUGAUUGAAGCAAUGGACGAUGUGGGAGAGUCUGAAGACCUGGAGUCGAUCUUGAAAUUCGGUGCCUCGGCAUUAUUCAGCGAUGAUCAGAGCGAAAAGGACAUCGUCCGAUACGAUGAUGCCAGCGUUGACAAGCUCCUCGAUCGGUCAACUAUUGAGCAGACAAAGACUGGCGACGACGAUUCCGCUGAGUCGCAGUUCUCCUUCGCCCGUGUAUGGGACAAUGACAAAGACAGAUUCGAAGACAAUCUUGCUGAAGAAAAUGAGCCCACAGUCAAUCCUAACGUAUGGGAGGAGAUCUUGGCGGAGCGAGAAGCAGAAGCUAAACGCGUUGUCGAGUUAAACAAGGAAGUUCUUGGUCGAGGUGGUCGACGUCGUCAGGCAAUCAGCUACAAGAACAACGGCGGCACUGGCGUGGUUACUGACCUCCCCAUCAACAGCGACAGCUCCGAUAAUGACGGAGAAUUCGUCGGCGGAGAUGAGGAGGAGGAUCCUGAUACUGACAUGGAAAAUAGGGAUGACAGUUCCAAAGGUAAAGCUAGACCUUCAGCUUCUCGUUCAACUAAGAAAAUUACGCGUGGCGUGAAAAGAAAGCAAGUUGACACAUCCACACCACAGAAGAAGCGACAGCGCAAGACAUCCAAAACCGACAUCGUGCAAUACAAAAAGUCCAAAACGGUAACUCCACGCAAGCCGAGACAGACACCUCUAAAAAGAACCCCCAGCGCAUCGCGUCAGGCCAAGACGCCCUCCACAAGUGGAAAAUCAAUCCAAAUUGGCCUGGGUCAGGUCCAAACCCCAGACCAGACCACGGAGCAAUCCAACAAAACGGACGAAUCAACCCCGUCUACCUCAUCUAUCCACCUCCUCAGCCCAACCUUAACCCCAUCUAUCACCAGCCCGGAGCCCAGCUUUACCAACAACCCCCUCCCGCACCAGGAAGCCGUCCCAGUCGACCGAUGA